GUCUCCCCCCAACUCUAUAUCACUGACUCAGUCACUGGGAUCCAUCCCUUGUAUCCACAGAUGGACCUUUGGAAAGUGGACAGUCCAUUUGUUGUGUCAUUUUUCCUACUAAUGUAAUAUUUUAUACACAACAGCAGCUUCAAUCCAGGAUAAUAAGAUGCGUCUCUUUUCGCUUCUGCCGUGCCUGUUUUUAGCAGCGUUUUUGAAAUGUGUUUCAGCUUGUGGAAGUGAAUGGUGUUACACUGGCUGCCCCACCGCACCAUCAGAAUGGCACAGCAUCUCCGGCUCUUUCUGUGGGAAUAAAAGGCAGUCUCCUAUUAAUAUAACCUGCAUCAAUGUGAAGAAAGACGAUCACCUGGGGAACUUUACAUUUGUUAAUUUUACCUCUAAGCACGUCAUAACGAAACUCACAAACACCGGGCAUACAGUGAAGUACCACCUGAUGGAGAAUGAGGUGGAAGUGAGUGGAGGUGGACUCAAUGGGACGUACACCUCUCUCCAGUUUCACUUCCAUUGGGGGUACUCUGACCACCACCAAGGUUCAGAGCAUCUGAUUAAUGGACAUAGAUAUCCAAUGGAGGUUCAUAUUGUCAGUCUGAAGAAGGGCAAAAAUGUGACGCAGGCUGUAGCGGAUUCGGAAGGAAUAGCUGCACUGGGAUUUUUCAUAGAUGUGACUGAUGAUGAAGAUAUGUCAGGACCAUGGGACAACCUUACGUCAUACAUCACGUGUGAAAAAGAUUCUGAUGUUAACAUAACAGCUCCCAUCUCUAUCCAUGACCUGAUUGGAAAUGUAGACCUCACCAAAUACUUUCGGUACAUGGGCUCUUUAACUACCCCCUUAUGUAAUGAAGCCGUCGUCUGGACAGUCUUUGAAGAACCAAUCAAAAUCAGCAAAAAACUGAUCGAGCGAUUUCCCACAAAGACAGGAUACACCAGUGUGUACCGUCCUCCUCAACCCCUCAAUGGACGUACAGUGUAUGCCUCCCCUGCAGUCCACAUAGAUUGUGAUUGGUGCUAUGAUAACCACUGUGAAUUUAGCCCGACUCAUUGGCACAUGCUGCCUGGUUCGUUCUGUGAUGGCAAUAGACAGUCGCCUGUCGAUAUUGUCACAAAAAACACCGUGGAGAACAAAGAUCUGGGCGACUUCGUUUACACAAAGUUUGACGACAAACAUGUCAUCAAGUACAUCAUCAACACAGGCCAUGCAGUGAAAUGUGUGCUAAAAGAAGACAUGGUGGAGGUGUCAGAGGGAGGUCUGGGACACAACUACUCCACACUUCAGUUCCACUUCCACUGGGGCACCACAUCAGAUAACUCCACGGGUUCGGAGCAUACAGUGGAUUCCAAAAGAUAUCAAAUGGAGAUGCAUAUUGUGAACAAGAGGAAGGAUUUAACCCUGGAAGAAGCAGUAAAGACACCAAACGGCCUGGCAGUGCUUGCUUUCUUCAUGGAGGCUGCCGAGUCUCACAAAAGCAAGGGACGCUCAGGUGACAGUGAAGAGACAAGUCACACAUCUGAUGAAGAUCCAUGGAAAAAACUGACAAGCUACCUGCCAGCCAUUCAGAACAUCAGUUCUCACGUUGAGGUCAAAAAGGAAAUCUCCAUUGACGACCUGCUUGGCGAUGUGAACCGCCAUGAGUACUACCGCUAUAACGGCUCCUUAACCACACCAUCUUGUAAUGAAGCUGUGGUGUGGACGGUCUUUAAAGAGCCUGUCAAGGUGGAUCCCAGCCUGAUGAAGAUGUUCCCUGCUCAGGCUGGAUAUUCUGACGCCUUUCGCCCGCUGCAGAGUCAUAACAGUCGGAAAAUCUACAAAACAUCAGCUGCUCCUGCUCCUGGACCAGCAAUACUGGUUCUGCUGCUCGCCUUUUACUGCAGCUUUUCAGCAAACUUCCACCUCUAAGAAGAUUGCUUAGUUUAAAUACUGUGAAGUCUGUGUCUUGCACUUUAUCAUCAUUUAAUGCUAUACAAUAAUUACAGAAAAUCCUAAAAGCUGAGAUUGCAAUAACUAAGACUGCCUCAUCUGCAGGUGUAGGUAAACUGAAUCAUGUGACAGACCAUGUAUGAUAUCAAAUAAAAUGAUGAGCUAAAUUUUAUUAAUGUUGUUGCAUGCUGCUGAGAAACAAUCUCUAAACAUGAAUGUGAUUUUUUUUUGUCAUGCUGGAGUCUAUAAGAUAUAUAAAGUUUGAAGACAUCCUCAGUGAAAAGAUCAACUUCAGAAUCUGUUAAUGCAUUCACUGUUGUGAUCUUUAUAAUUUUUAUUUAUUUUAAGAGGUACUUUUGGAAAGUGAAGUCUUUGUAAUGAUUGUGUCACCUGCUGUGCCACUUCCUGUUGCCCUGGGUGCACAUACAUGACGGGUGCACACACACUGUUCUCAGGGGUUACUAAGUAGUAUUAUUUGUCAUGUGAAUAUGUGGGCGUGAACACAGGUUGCUGGGGUUACCGUCUGUAUGCUGUUGUUAUAACCAUCCUCAAAACUUAUUUCACACUUUCAGACCUGUUAGACAUCCAUGCAGUUUAGAAACAAUGAAAUAAACCUGUAGUGUGUUAGUGCGCUGUGUUUGUCGUAUGAUGAUGGACGUGAUUUAACGACUUAUGAAAAACUUAUUAAAUGCUUUGUUGGUUUCUCACAUCUGUAGGCUUUUUAUCCUGUAAAUUAAAUUACUAUUUUAGGACAAUAAAUAAAAGAACUUUAACUUAA
Molecule: messenger RNA, 2702 nt
Organism: Sphaeramia orbicularis (orbiculate cardinalfish)
Lineage: Eukaryota; Metazoa; Chordata; Actinopteri; Kurtiformes; Apogonidae
Product: carbonic anhydrase-like
Exons: 17
Coding region: 158-1903 (581 amino acids)
Cellular component (GO): plasma membrane
Molecular function (GO): zinc ion binding; carbonate dehydratase activity
Source: RefSeq, a predicted model, not a curated record